CCUAGUUAUCUCAUGUAAGUAUGACUAUAAUUGUCUUCCCUACGAUUGAUUAAUUAAGAGCUUCUUUCUCCCUUGGACAUGUUCCAUAGAUAUAGAUAGCGUAGCAGUAACUGGUAUUAAUUCUGGCUAGAGUCUCCAAGGCAAGGAGCUUCAAAUACACAAACUCAUACUAAGACCUCUUGGCCAUGGACUCACUUCUGGAGUGCUUUCCAAGCGAGGAAGUGAGCUGAAAUCUGUUGGCUCGACCCCAGUCGUUCUUUCUUCACUUGAUUCAUGUGUCACAUUCCCUCCACUUCCACCACUUCUUCUACUUCUUCUACUUCCUCUUGUUUCUCUUCUUCCUCCUCCCCUUCUUCUUCAUCCACUUCAUUCUCCUCUCGCCAUCUUUUGAAAACUCCAGUCGUCUUUCCAUCGACCAACAUCUCUCUAUCUCAAUUUACACCCCGCUAGCAAAUCUCGAAAGGCAUCAUGAAGCUCUACCACGUUACCUUAGCCCUCUUCGCUGGCCUAGGCUUGGUAGUUGGCCAGGGGAUGGACAGUCUUCCACCCUGCGCGAGAGACUGCGCCACCGGUUCUAUCCCCAAAACUUGCAAGGCUAUUGAUGUGAACUGCAUCUGCUCUGACAAGUCCUUCAUCACUGGUAUUUCAUGCUGCGUUGCUUCGACCUGCUCUGCGGAGGAUCAGACCUCUGCCCUCAAUUUUGCACAGCAGAUCUGCGGUGGCGCCGGCGUAACUGAUCUCCCCAAGAGCGCUAGUUGCACGAGUGGGAACACCGCGAGUGCUACUUUGCAAACCACGGGCACAACUACUGGUGCUUCUGCGACUACUACCUCGACUGGUGCAGCUAACGGAACCCGUCUCGACUCAUCCAGCUCUGCCAGCGCGGCAAAUGCUACCAAAACGGGAAGUAACACUCAGUCCGUGAAGACGCAGGGCGCUACUGCAACUGAUAAAAAUGCCGCAAGUAAUGCGACUGCCAGCAGUGCGGCUGGUAUGAUCUUGGGAGAUAGCAGUGCUGGCCUUGCUGCAAUCCUCGGGGCAGCCUUCUAUGCCUUGCUUCUUUAGAGGGCACCGGAUAACGUGUCGCCUGAUGGUGCUACGAGUGAUGAUCAUUGAGACCAAAAGUGGUUCUGUCCUAUCUUCAGGGCUGCAGAAUAGCAUCCUACAAAUAAUCUCCUUUCAUGAAGAUGGAUGCUGGCUAAAUUGAACUGGACCAGCGCAGUUAACUGUAAUAUGCUUAUUAAUUGUAUGAUAGGAUCGGAAUCAAGA
This is a messenger RNA of Aspergillus welwitschiae, 1269 nucleotides long. RefSeq names its product CFEM domain-containing protein. The transcript is spliced from 3 exons. The record is from RefSeq and is a predicted model, not a curated record. Lineage: Eukaryota; Fungi; Ascomycota; Eurotiomycetes; Eurotiales; Aspergillaceae. The coding region runs from base 469 to 1065 and encodes 198 amino acids.